This is a messenger RNA of Danio aesculapii, 1914 nucleotides long. It is a transcript of the gene rgs19, whose product is annotated as regulator of G protein signaling 19. NCBI's taxonomy places the organism in Eukaryota, Metazoa, Chordata, Actinopteri, Cypriniformes, Danionidae. The transcript is spliced from 6 exons. The coding region runs from base 159 to 881 and encodes 240 amino acids. The record is from RefSeq and is a predicted model, not a curated record.
AUUUUGGCCGUAGCGGACUCAGCAGUGCCUUUAGUUCCCUACGUUGUUACAAACUGUCUUCGGGAGAUCUAGUAGAGGUUAGCUGACGGUUCCAGAGAUAUUUAUCUACCCCACAAAACCUGCAGCCAUGAGAGGUCCGCGGCCUGCGGGGGGAUGACAUGCAUGUGUCCAGGCAAUUAACAUCAUUGAGGAUUUUAAGACUAGUAGGCUGCCCUCCGCCAAGCCAUGAUGGACAUUCUGGACCUGUCCCGGCAGACCGCGAGUCUCCGAUGACGCGGAGCGAGACGUCCCCCAGCCGCGCCCAGCACCCCUCCCCCACACAGAAACCCAACACCUGCUGCUUCUGCUGGUGCUGCUGCUGUAGCUGCUCAUGUCUCACUGUUAGGAGUGAAGAUGACAAGCGCGGGCGGAGGAAAGCCCAGGAGACAAAGCUGGAGCCCUUUCCAUGGGAAACAUGUCCCAAACCGACGAUGGAGGAGAUUAAACAGUGGGCGCAGUCUUUCGAUAAGCUGAUGAAAAACCCAGCGGGACGGAACAAGUUUCGUGAGUUCCUGCGGACGGAGUACAGCGAGGAGAACAUGCUUUUCUGGCUGGCCUGUGAGGACCUGAAGAAUGAGAUCAACAAAAGUGCCAUCGAGGAGAAGGCGCGUAUGAUCUAUGAAGACUACAUCUCCAUCCUCUCGCCCAAAGAGGUGAGUCUGGACUCUCGCGUGAGGGAAGUGAUCAACAGGAGGAUGCAGGAUCCCACCCCUCACAUAUUUGAGGACGCACAGCUGCAGAUCUACACCCUCAUGCACAGAGACUCCUACCCACGAUUCCUCAAUUCCUCCGUCUACAGAUCACUGGUGCAGGGGGGCUCGCGCUCCUCAUCUGAGUCAUAGACCCCCGACCUCUUUCUCUCGCUCUCUUUCUACACAUUUCUCUCCAUUGCACAACCACUCAAGGAGAAAGUGCUCCUUUUUUGUGUCGUCAUGGAUUAUAAGCAUUCUUUUCUUUGCUUGUUGAGGGAAUCCCUCAAUUCUUAUGAGCCUACACAGACUAAAACUGGAAGACACAGGGUUGUAAUGCAGUUUCAUUUCAUUACCCCCCCACCCCCACAUCAUUCCAAGCAUAUGUGCCAGCAGCAUCAACUACUGAUUUUCACAGCCAUCUUUUUUUUUCUCACGCAAACAUGCUUCUUUUUUCUUCUGGUAUCUCUAGUUGAAGAGAGCUGAGAGGGCCUCUGCAAUAACAUACACUGGGGUGGCCUGACCAAUCAACUCCUCUCUCCUCGCACCUCUGUGGUCUGAUUGGCUCAGUGAGACGAUUGGCUGUAUCAUAAAAGAAAGGGAUAGCACUUUUUCUGACUAGUUACACACAUGCAUCUACAUUUAUUCCUUUAGCAUACAGGUGUCAAACUCGGUUCCUGGAGAGCCGCAGCUCUGCACCCUUUAGUUCCAAUCCGAAUUAAACACACCUGAUCAAACGAAUUAGUCCUUUAGGCUUGUUUAUACUUCUGUGUCGAGUGAACGGCUUGACCCAUGGCACCUGCCUUGCGCGUAGUCGUGCAUUGAUACGCUGUUUGUGUUGCUCUGCAAUAACACUUCUGAAACGCUAGCUGUUUUUAUGUUCCUCUGUGUCAAGUUUCUUCGCGGGUGUUAUGCUACAAGUAGACUAAAUUCGUUCAUUCAGAGGUGGGAACUGGCGGACGUGCAGCAACUUUAAUCAUAAGGUAAACCCAAAACAAAAGUCUCCUUCACGUGACUCGACACUUGUAAACAAAUCACUCCAUCGGGCUUGCGGCUCAAAGUGUAGCAGAGGCCAGCUAGUGAAGUGCCGUGCAGGUAAACCUCACUCCUCUGACCUCUAAAAGGUGCUCUAGCGACGGCCGCUAGAGGCCAUGGUCUUUAGCCUCGUUGUUAGAGCAACCAACUC